Messenger RNA from Debaryomyces hansenii CBS767, 2523 nucleotides. Its product is annotated as DEHA2A14278p. Gene Ontology annotation, molecular function: DNA-binding transcription factor activity, RNA polymerase II-specific; RNA polymerase II cis-regulatory region sequence-specific DNA binding; zinc ion binding. Gene Ontology annotation, cellular component: nucleus. The transcript has a single exon. Lineage: Eukaryota; Fungi; Ascomycota; Pichiomycetes; Serinales; Debaryomycetaceae. The record is from RefSeq and is a predicted model, not a curated record. Bases 1 to 2523 code for a protein of 840 amino acids. Gene Ontology annotation, biological process: positive regulation of transcription from RNA polymerase II promoter by galactose; DNA-templated transcription.
AUGUCACCAAUGAGUAAUUCUUGCGAUUUUUGUCGCCGGAGGAAACUUAAAUGUUCAAGGGAGCUACCAAAAUGUUCUAGCUGCAUCAAGUUUAAUAAAGCAUGCGCCUAUACUCCAAGACAGAGACCACCACCUUUAACGAAAGCGUAUGUACAACAAUUACAAAACCGAAUUAUCAAUUUAGAAAAUACUUUAGGGAAGCUUGUAAACUCAAACCAGGAAAGGGAUGUGUUACUUCAGAAUCAAUCAACCUCUGAUAAAAAUCACAACGACAUAAAUUAUCAGGUACUUCAGGGAGAGUCAGAUAUUCAAGAAAGUCCUGAUUCAGUUGACACUGAAACAAAAGACUUUAAUGCUGAAGAUUUUCUAUUAUAUGAAGAUUUCUAUAACGUGGAUGACUUAGACUGGUACGAGAAAGACCCAACAUCUACCAAUGAUGAAGCCCUGCCUAUAGAUUCAGGUAUGGAUGGCAAUACCCCAGAUAGCAUACCCUAUUCUUCAAAUGGACUUAUAGACGGAAUGGGAGCUUUAUCAAUUGGCCACGAAUCUAGUUUUAUAAAGCUGCAUGCAUUUUAUGGAAUAAGUUCAAGUAACGGACUUUUGAGAUUCUUGAAAGUCUCGGAAGAUAACGAACGAAACGAUAAUAUCAUUCGCAAGAACGCUCUAGACACCAAAUACUAUUCAAAUUUGGGAUUGUUGUACGAUCAGAAUAAUUCGAAACUACUUAAAAGUGAAAAUUCAGAUAUCUUAUUAAAUGACCCCUCCUUCAGAAAUGAUCUUGUAAAUUCAUAUUUUGAUAAUUAUCAUUGCUGUUACCCAUUUAUAAAGAAGACUUCUUUCUUAAAAGAGUAUGGAUUUUCCAAAUCAAACUCAGCUGCAAAUCCAAAUGGGCCAAGUUCCAUUAAAGAUAUCUCAUUUCAGGUUUUACUUAAUACGGUACUUGCUAUUGGAGCAUUAUGUAAGUUUGGAGAGCCAUCUAUUAUUGAUUUGUUAUAUUAUAAAAGAGUCAAAUCAACAUUACAGGAAAUUAAUAUCAUGGAAUGUGGUAGUUACCAACUACUAAAUGCAUUUGUUUUACUAGGUAAUUAUGUACAAAAAAGAAACAAACCCAAUACUGGCUGGAACUACCAAGGAUUGAGCUUGAGGAUGGCUAUUAGUUUCGGACUUCAUAAGGAGGUGAAUAUAAUUGAAAACUCUAAUAAUCAAGGUUCUCAUUUUUUGGAAACUCGAGAAAGAAGAAGAAGGUUAUGGUGGGGAUUAUUUUUCUUUGAUGUUGGGCUUACUAUAACCUUUGGACGACCUUUGCAUUUACCCCUUCUAGAGUCCAUUGAUAUAAAAUAUCCAUUGAAUGUUGAAGAUGUAGAAAUUGAAACUCUAAGAGAAGAUUCUAACGCAUAUACACUCAUUAAGCCAUAUCCUACAAUCUAUGCUGGACUACAACAAGAAGCUAGACUUUCAAGAAUUUCCUAUAAGAUCUACAGUUAUAUCACCAAAGUUUCUGGUAUUAAUGUUGAAAAUCCUAAGACAAAAAUGUCAGGACUAAUCGAGUUGAAUAAUCUAAUCAUCGGAUUUGCAAAAUCAUUACCUCAAUAUUUCAAGGAAGAUGACAUGGUGGUGACUAAAUGUCUAAAAGAAGUUUGUCCUCAAACUUGGUUCAAAAUUAAUUUGGAUGGUACUUUAAGCAUACCUAAGUGGUUUGAUUUUACGCGAAGACGAAUUAUAUGGCGAUAUAAAAAUAUUCAGAUAUUAAUGUUUAGAAGUUUCAUUUGGGAAUCAGGAAAGUUUUUUGAUAAAUAUGACAUGGAACUGAAUGAUUACUCGAACUUAGAAUUGAACGGCUUAUUGGAUUUAUGCAUGAAGAAUUGUUAUCUGGCAGCAAAAGAUACUAUAAACUCUAUCAACCACUACGUAUCAAAUUGCGAAUUAGAUAUUUUAUCAUCAUGGUAUGCAACAUAUUUUAUUUUUCAAGCUGUCUUAAUACCAAUACUAUUACUCUAUAAGAAAUGUCCAAAAGGGAUAGAUAAUGAUUUCAAGUUAUGGUUAGAUGAUAUUGAACAGACCAGGAAUACAUUAAUCAGCUUGCAAGGUUUUAAUAGCCUGGCUAAGAAUUUGAUUGAAACUGUUAAUUUUUUAGCUCAGCCUAUUCUAGAGAACUUGAAUGAAAUUAAUGAGAAUACCAACUAUGAUAACAAUAAAAUUGUAUCUGAAGGGGAGAAUGGCAAAGAAGGUUUUGAUUUUUCUGAUCUUCCCUCUGCGACCAUAAAUUUAUUCUCUAAUGUUGGGGUUGAUUUUAGUCAUUCAGGUAUUGAUUCAAACAUACUACCUAUGGGUGAUGAGAUAUAUGAUCAGUUUAUGUCAGAAGAAGAUAUAUCUAAUGAUAGUCAACUUCGUGGUGAACUUUUGUCAUCAGAAGAAGCUGUUAUUAACAACUUUUUACAACAAGAAUUAUUUCCGAAUGAUCCAAUAUUUGAAAAUAGCCAAAAACACCAGCAGUCCCGGGAUUCUGUGCACUUUGAUAAUUAA